UCAGUUUUCUUUGAUUUUUAGUGAAAACUUUGCGGUUUGUCUCUUGUUUUCAAAACAUUUUAAAUUUAUUACUGGUGGCUGUUAGUAUGGUACAGCACAAACGUUCAGGAAAGGUAUCCAUAUUUCCAAGUAUAGCAGACAUACCUUCGUUACAAAUAAUGAAAUCAUUCUGUAUGUUUUGAAAAGCUAAUUGAACAAAUCUGUACUAACAUUUGGAUUCAAAUCCAACCUCUCUUUAGUUACAAUUAUUAGUAUUUGUAUAUUUUUUUCGUUUAAGUUUCUAACCAGUUCUCGGUGUUUUUGCUUGACUAAUUGAACAGUUCCGCUGGUUUGCCGGUUUUAAGCCAGCGUUUAAUUGAUCUCCAAAUGAUUUCGUAUUCUUACCAUCUAAAUUACCAUCACGGGUGAUUAGUGAAAACCGCGGGGAGCCUCCAAUCAAGAACUUCGCUUGUAACUCAAGAGGUCUCAAUGCCUUUUCGUUCACGUGCGUGUACUUGCUUGUUCACGUGCGACUGUCAUGUAUACAUCUCGAAUAAUGCUUACAUUUGGUCCAACUUGACUUCAAUUCCUUCAGGCGCGAAGCGAACUGAAACUGACCAAGAUAACUGUGACAUGAGUGCUAGCUCAAACUCUUGCUCGAAUUGCUAUCAAACUUGCUCUUCUGCUGACGAUAAAAACAACAGUAAAACCGCAGUUAUCGAAUUCGAAAAUCGAGUUUUCUGCAAUUCAUGUUUGCGAAUCUAUAUUUCAUCCCACUAUCGUCGCAAAUUGUUGAGAGACAUCACGUUUGAUCUGCGCAACAUCAAAAACGCCGCCGACCCAGCCAACAAGUCUCCUGUUGGUCCCAAACCAUCUAAUGAAGAACCCUCAACGAGGCAGACUUCCGCGCCGAAACACCACUCUUUGACCCUGGACUGCUUGACGUUUGAUCUGACAUCCGGGAGGUCUUCGGGAACUUCAUCUGCAUCAACAUCGCCGGGUUCCGGGACUGAUUCCAAGUUCAAACGUCCAAAGAGUUGCUCCGAUUUCCUAAUGGAUUCCCCGGUUGGAAACUUCACAGUUCACGACGCUCUGAAAAACGGAAAUUUUUGCAAAAACUGCGAGUUGUUUUUCCAAACAAGCGCUGAUAACUUUUUGACAUCGCACAAUUGCGUUGAAGCUCUGAAGGAGAAUCUCGCAAGUGCUCAAAAAACUUUGGAGAGUUUCAAGCAGAGGUCGAAAGAGCAACUGAAGGCGUUUCUCCAUCGGGAGAACAAUUUGAUCAACUACAUGGUCGGUCUACAGGCUGACCUUCUGGUGCAAAAUCACAAACACAAAGUGGCCAUUGAAAAGCUAGAGAAACAAAACAGCACACUUCUGGAAAAGGUGUCGCAACAACAAAAGUCUGCCCAGAAGGUGCGGUUCCCCGACGGCGCUGGGAGAUCUGGAAACUCGAGUCGGUUCCAAGUUGUGCUACAUCGAGAUCCCAACGGGGGGAGUCUAGGAUUCAACGUUGCCGGAGGCGUGAACAAGUCGCGCCAGGAUUCGAAUGAAGAGAAUGACUCAUCGUCGUCAGAGAGUCAGUUCCAGAUUCCGAGGGGUCUCCUCGUCACCCGAGUGAGUCCUGACAGCAUCGCGAGUCGUGCCGACAUACAAGCCGGAGACUUGAUUGUUUCGGUGAACGGAACAAGCUUGGAGAAGUUGUCUCACAACGAGUGCAUAGAUGUGAUCAAGAGGACCAAGAGUCCCUUAAUGGUUGAGGUGGAGCGACCUCUGGAACCCAACAUGGUCUCUUCCGGAACUCAAACACUGGCUUCGGACACUCUAUUCAGCGGCGUCGGUCAAGUGAACAGAUGUGACCUGAUCUCUCUCUCCUCUUCGGUCACUGACCUGGAGAGUGUGGGGUUAGGCUCAGUGGACCACGACGCAGUUGACUACAUCCUGUCCCACUGCCAAAAAACUCAACAACACAUUCAGGAGGUUGUGCUUUUCAAGAAGUCACCUGAUGAAGAUUUGGGAAUUAUUGCGGAAGAUGGGAAAGACGGAAGCGCAAUCAUAAAAGAGAUUAGACCUUCUGAGAAAAUGUCGAGCAGAGACAUGAAUGACGAGUUGCUUCACGCGGGUGAUCACGUGAUCAAAGUGAAUGGAAAACACGUGGAAAACACUCAACAUUUCCACUAUUUGAUGAGUAGAUGCAACAGCUCCAGACUGUCGAUUCUGGUCCACAGAAACAUCAAAUCUGAGUUCAGCAAGAGGAAAACCCAGGAGAAAAAUUCAUCAACUUUGACGACAUUGACUUGUGACGUUGAUGAAGUUUCGGGCCAGAAAUCAGCUUUGACGAAUGAUAGCAACGAGCCAAAAAGCGACUGUGGAAAAGUAAACGACUCGGAAUCUCCGAAGCAAUCGACUGACUCGGAACAUCAUAUUGACAACGAAGUUUUUGCCUCAAAUCAAACUUAUUCAAACCACGUGAAGGUACUUGCUGCAAAACGUGAUGAAGUUUUGAGACGCUCUAAUGUUUCCGAAAAUGGUCAAAAAGAAAAAGUGACGAGAAAAAUCAGAAUAAAAAGUGACGAUGGACAAUACAAUGGAUCUGACUUGAAGCGAUUCAGCUCUCUAAAGCGAGAAAAUGAGGCUCAAAAUGUGUAUCAAAACACAGCACAAACUAAGCCCUCUAGCGGCACAAAACAAGCACAAUAUCAUGCUAAAUCAUAUACAAUGAAACAUUCAAACUCGAGAUGCGGCUAUGAAAUGUCGCGACCUGCGAAUGAAAAAACUUUCGAAAUGAAAAACUCACAUAGCAUGACUCUCAGCGGAAAGCAUCUGAAGAAGCGACGAGAUUCAGCCGAUGUCUAUGAGUCGCUGCGAACCCGAGACGCGAACGACGAUUACGACUCGGAAAUGGAGUUGUUGCUGCCAAAAAGUCGAGCGAACCGAACCGAGCGACCCAAAAGCAAGCCGAGUAACCGAUCGCGAUCCACUGGAUCUCAAAAUAUUUAUGCUCAAAUCGAUGACAUCACGACUGACGAAGACAUUCCAGCCAAUCAGAACGCUCAGAAACAUUCUUCGAGACACGACAAAAAGAAAGGUGCGAACGAACCAAGUUACGACCAGUCUCGUGCUAAGAGGAGGGUCAAGAAAACAGUGAGCCCGCCCCUUGAAUCGGUUUUGGAGGACAAAGUUUUGACUCUUUCCAAGAAACAACAAUCCAGACUUAAAGCCAGAAUGAUUGACGGGUUCGCCACAGUAACCGAACUGAUGACUCACGGGGUAUCUUCGAACCCUCUUGUAUCUGUUACCACCCUCUAACAGACUUUGUAAAUAUGAUAAAACUCCUAAAACUGGUUAAAUUUUUUCUUUAGAGAAUAAAAAAAAACCGUAAAUGUUGGUGCAAUGAAUGGAUGUUUUAGCUUUUAGCUUGCUUCAAAAAUUUAUCAAAAGUUUAAAUUUUAGUUUUUAUCCAA
This is a messenger RNA of Symsagittifera roscoffensis, 3443 nucleotides long. RefSeq lists its product as uncharacterized. The coding region runs from base 469 to 3288 and encodes 939 amino acids. NCBI's taxonomy places the organism in Eukaryota, Metazoa, Xenacoelomorpha, Acoela, Convolutidae. The transcript has 9 exons. Gene Ontology annotation, molecular function: protein binding. The record is from RefSeq and is a predicted model, not a curated record.